Alternaria burnsii is the source of this 2046-nucleotide messenger RNA. RefSeq lists its product as uncharacterized. Gene Ontology annotation, molecular function: endonuclease activity; nucleic acid binding. The annotation marks the transcript as partial. The transcript is spliced from 5 exons. Gene Ontology annotation, biological process: DNA catabolic process. The record is from RefSeq and is a predicted model, not a curated record. NCBI's taxonomy places the organism in Eukaryota, Fungi, Ascomycota, Dothideomycetes, Pleosporales, Pleosporaceae.
UGCUCCUGCACCUUCGGACCCACACGUCUCCAGCAUUCUGCUCAACGCGCAAACUCACUGACUGUCCUUAUGAUGCUGCGUGGAAGUGCAUUGGUAGGAGCUGUAUUCAUAGCGACAACUGCAGCAUGGAACGUAGACGUCGAUGUAGUUCAUAACCAGAUCGCCUUCAUGGCAGAGACCUUCUUCACACCCGAAACGACGUCCGUCCUGGCAAAGAUCCUCGAACCCAAGUACAACGGCUCAGUCGGGCGCUCCGCAGCAUGGGCAGACGCGUAUGCGCACACGAGCGAAGGUUAUUUCUCCUAUCAGUGGCACUGGAUCGACACGCACGACCGCCAGCCUGAAUCUUGCAGUCUAGACUAUACACGGGAUUGCGCCGAGGGCGGGUGUGUUGUCAGUGCUAUUGCAAAUCAGACCAAGAUACUACAGGAAUGUGUACAACAGGUGUAUGCUGAUGAUUUGAUCCGAAGCCAAAACCUGACAUGCUCUUAUGCACUCAAGUGGGUAGCUCAUUUCUUGGGCGACGUCCACCAGCCCUUGCAUACGAGUGGUCGCGCUGUAGGAGGCAAUAUGUUCAGGGUGGUGUUCGGCGGAGUAUCGACGCAGCUCCAUGCCGUCUGGGACGGCUAUCUACCAUAUUUCGCGGCCAAUGUCCAGCAGCCUUUCUCAAACCAGUCGAUCGACCCAUUCUUCUCAGGACUCGUUACUCGUAUUCGUAAAGACCAGUUCUACUCGGCGCCGUACAUGUGGCUGGCUUGCACCAACCCGUCAACACCCGAGGAGUGCGCUACGAGUUGGGCAAAAGAGAGCAACAGGUGGGAUUGCGAUUAUGUGUAUAGUCGCGUGGUGAACGGCACCGAUCUUGGUACCAGCGGAUAUGCAACAGGCGCUGUACCCAUCGUAGAGCUGCAGAUCAGCAAAGCCGCGCUCAGACUGGCUCUAUGCGAUAUGGCUUUUGACGAGUUCAACGACAAAGUCACACCUGCAAACCCUAGCCGGGAAACUUCACCAAACCGCGGUUCUUCCGUCCACCAAUCAGUUGCCAUACCCAAGCCUUGCAAACCACUCCGACAAUGGCAGCAAGAACAAAAUAUCGACGGCGAAGCGCAGAUAAAACUCACCAAACUUGUGCAUAUGCGUUACCAACAUCCCAAUCUCGAUGAAAUAACCACUUUCCUGCGUGACUUUGGUAUGAGUGUAGCCCACAAAACACAAGGCAAGAAAUGGUUCAAAGGAUACGGCGAAGACCAAUACGUAUACUACGUUGAACAGGGAGAGAAGAGGUUCUUAGGCGGGUGUUUUGAAGUGGAAAGCUACGCAGAGCUAGAAAAGGCUUCCAGAGUCUCAGGGGCAGGAUCCAUUGAGGAAUUGAUCGAUGCGCCAGGAGGUGGCCAUAUGAUCACAUUACAUGACCCAGAAGGCUUUCCCAUCAACCUCAUCCACGGCCAAAAUAAAAAACAACCCGGUCCCUUUCCGGAAGUUCUGACAACGAAUUACGAAAAUGAGAAGCCACGAGUCGCACGGUUCCAGCGCUUCAAACCGGGGCCGGCCGCAGUGCACAAACUAGGCCACUAUGGUCUUUGUGUACAAAACUUCCAAGCGGAAAUGCAAUGGUAUACACGCACUUUCAACAUUGUACCUACAGAUUUCCUAUAUAUCAAUACCCCCGAAGGCCAACAGAAAGACGUAGCAAUUUUCGCCCACAUCGACAUCGGUCCUUCCUACACAGACCAUCACACAAUCUUUCUCAGCACAAAUCCUAAAUCUCACGUGCAUCACUGCAGCUUCGAAGUCCACGACUUUGAUACGCAGAAUCUGGGGCACGAGUGGUUGGCGCAAAAAGGGUACACGAGCGUGUGGGGUGUGGGACGACAUAUACUGGGUAGUCAAUUGUUUGACUAUUGGUGGGAUACGACGGGGAAUAUGAUUGAGCAUUACGCUGAUGGUGAUUUGGUGAACGAAGAGACGCCAGUAGGAUGGGGUGAAGCGGGAGACGAAUCGCUAGCCGUGUGGGGGCCUGAGGUCCCGAAGUGGUUCUUGGAUUAA